This is a messenger RNA of Nicrophorus vespilloides, 5706 nucleotides long. Its product is annotated as maestro heat-like repeat-containing protein family member 1. Bases 233 to 5113 code for a protein of 1626 amino acids. The transcript is spliced from 10 exons. NCBI's taxonomy places the organism in Eukaryota, Metazoa, Arthropoda, Insecta, Coleoptera, Silphidae. The record is from RefSeq and is a predicted model, not a curated record. Gene Ontology annotation, cellular component: cytoplasm.
CUAUUUGACGUUUUACAACAUUUUGACGUUCCGUAUAUGUUUACUUGAAAUGUUUUGAUUUACGAUUCGUCAUCAUUUGAUAAGGUUUCAAACAAGCUCAUUGUACUGGCAUCGGUAGUAAAAUAUACGCAUUUAUAAUUUGCGAUAAUAUCUUUUGGGCGGAAUGUUUUCUAUUUAGUCGAAUUGUUCAACUGUUAUUAUUUUAGCUACUCGCAAUUGGAACGGACCAACAAUGAAUGGGAACAUCAAGACGUCGGCAGAUACCCAGAUACAAAUUGCUCUGGGCAGUUUGCUGGAGACAGUGGUUGAUAAGUAUGAAUUUGUUUCGGACACCAUCAGUACAUCAUUGAGGAAGAUAGCCAAACAGCAUCCGAAUGAUGUUCUCAAGGCCUGCAGCACCUUCGGAAGGUUGAAGGAUGUUGACUUGGAUCACCUUGGAGUGGUCCUGCUGAUUAUGGAGGAUGUAUGCAGGGAACAUAUUGUGUCUAUUGAUGGGGACACAAUCAUGAUACUGAUUGAGCUCUGCUUGGACCUAAUGACUGACAAUGUGAAUCAUGAGCCUAAAGUGCAGAUGCCAGCUUCUGGAGUGUUGGUAGCACUAGGAACCAAACACUGCAUCCAAGUAGUUGAUGGUUUGAUGGGCAAGCUAAGUGCAGGAGUUGUGCCCCAUUAUACAGUUCCUCAUACCUUAGGGUCUUUAGCAAGUGCAAAUGCUUUUGGUGUAGUUCCAUACAUAAAGAAUAUUUUGGGAAUACUAUUGCCAUUACUUGCUGGCCUGAAGCAAGACGUGGUUAAACAAUCAUUCGCCUAUGUAUUAGGAAAAUUUUGCGAAGCCAUUUUGGAGUACACCACGAAUCCGGAGCAGGCACCAGAUCCCACGAUCUCCAUUGUUGAUUUCCAAACGGAAAUGUCCAUGGCGUACGAUGUCCUCUUCUCAAUUUGGUUGCACGCCAGGGAGGUGAAAUUGGUGGAGACGGUACUCUAUGCUUUGGGCGCAAUGUUCAGCAUUCUAAGUGAAGAGAAGGUCCGACAGCACACGAGUAAAUGCAUCCAAGUGCUUUUGGCGCAGUACAGGAAACACAAGGAGGCGCAGGCGAUAACAAAGUGCCUGGGUUCUGUGAUUUUCAUCUCCUCCCGUCACGACGGUACUUUAUUGGAACCUCAAGUUGGCGUAAUACUGCAAGCCCUUAGCGACUUGGUUUGCAUUGCUCCCGAUUACGCUCAACCAGAGCUGUUGAGAACGCAUUCAGAGGUUCUCAGAUGCUACGAGUGUCUCUGCACUCACUACACCGAUCAUACAUUGGAUCACAUCUUGGCUCAGAUGAAGAAUAAUGCCGAGAAGGAUCGUAUCAGGGGCUUGGUAGUUUUGACGCACCUUACGAACACAGCCAACGGCACCAUAAAGAAUAGACUAAAAAAUGUACUUACAGCAUUGGAGAACAUGCUGAACGAGACCAAUAUGCGCGUGAAGAAGACGAUAAUGAAAGCCAUUGUCGCGAUUGCUUACAAAGGUCUCUUAAACAACGCAGAGGUAUCCGCGGAAAAGUUUCUCAAGUUUAUAGUAUCUCUCUGCUGCAAGCAGCAUAUAUACUCUCCGACGGAUCAGCAAGAGAUCACGGAGACCAAGCAGGUGGCCGAUAACACUUUGUACAUGCUGAGUACCUCUGUGAAAGAACUGGAAUGCGUUCUGUGGGAUUUGUUGCUUAAAUGCCUACUGGCUGCCGAAUACUCGGAUGCUUGCGUGGUUUUGUUGCGCUGCCUCACUCAUCUUGCCUCUCGAAAAGUUAGCGGAGGUCAGAGCAGCGAUGCCGCGUUCGUACGUUGUCUAGCAUUGCUGGCACGUCCAUUAGAUAAUUUCAGAGGUAACUUUAUUAUAAACUUCCUGAGGAAUGUCAAGCUAUUGGAUUCGGAACCUUUCAAUGUGAUCUGGGAGUCACGUCUCCCGCAUCUGCUGAAGUAUCUCGAGCAAAACUACGAUUCGUUCAAUGUAAAGGAAUGGGAAGAUCUCCUGUUUGAUUUUCUUACCACGUUAUUAGAGGCAGCCAACGACAUCAAGUUCGAGGAAUCGCUUGUGACCUGCAUUAAGGACCAAUUACCGCUUUAUGUGAACAGACCUGCUGAGCUUGAUGGUGGUCUGCGCAACGCCGAAAAGAGUUUAGUGCUCAAGUGUCUUGCCAUAAUCUGUUGCCAAUUGAAAUCGAAGGAGGUCAUCGAACAGGUGCUCAAUGUAAUUCUGCAGAGCGUCAAACCGAACGACAUGAACGAGCUACAGGCCUGCGCCGAGGCUAUCGGCAUUUGCUCCCGUUCGCACCUUCAGAUAGUCUUCGAUAAACUGUAUGCCAUCCGCAAAGAUAUUCUACUUAAGAAGAGUAGCAAGUUUUUCAGCUUUGGUUUCAUGAAGGACCAGAAGGGCGAUGCGGAAAUUGAGCGUGUUAGAUAUGUUAUAUUGGCGAGUUACGCAGAGAUCUGCAACGAGGCGCCCGCUGAUGCGUUGCUGCGCGUAGUUCAAACCGAGAUAUUGGAUUUUGUGUUGCACGAGUUGCACAAUUGCAAAGAAUUCACCAUAAGAAGAGUAUGCCUUAGAGCCGUAGGAUGCGUUGCCGACGCUCUGCAUCCAAACAGGAACAAGUUGCACAUUCAAAUCCAGGACAGAGAUAAAGUGCUACAGCUGGUGUCUGCACAACUGCAGUUGCACAAUGGCCCCGAGUAUAUCGAGUUGUUCCCGGUGGUGAUACCUGUCUUGACAUCCUUAGUUCGACUACCAAAUGUACUGGAAUCUCAGAAUCGCCUUAAACUGCUCAAGCUGUGUUUCGAUAAUGUCUUCAAUGCUUCGGCCAUUUACUGUAAGCUGGGUAACAGCACUCACGGCGAUGUCAAGUUGGCACCGCACGUGUUCACUAGCUUCUCGAAAGUUAAUUUAUUAGUACAAGAACUGCUGGUCCAAAGUAUAUCUCCUGCUACACUGGAUGAGGUCUUCAUGCUCCUUGAGCAAUGGCUUGGUAGGAAGAAGCUGGAGCAGAGACUUCCGGCAUUGGAAGCUCUACGCACCGCGUUGCAAACAUAUUUGGAUAAUAUGAAGUUCGCUUACGAAGGGCCGAGUACUUUCGGACAAACCGGCAUCAUCUUGGCACGUGUAGUUCCCCGAUGCACCGAUCCCAAUAAGAAUACGCGAAAAGUGGCCGUGGAGUGCGUGUGCUUGAUGCUUUGCAUUUCAGGCAGGUACGAAGGCCACAUGAGGGAUAACGAUAAAGUAUUGAGCAAUUCCCUGCUUCACGUUCAAGAGCAAAUCGAUACGGAAGACCCUAAGCUUCUAUUCAAUUUAAUCACAGAGCUAGCUACCAUCAUCGGUAAUAAUAUACCUAAAUACCAAUUGGGACACUUCGUAGAUACGUUGCUCGAAGGAUUAUUGGACGUCGAGGCUUCCAGCUCUAAUGGAUCUAGUGUUGUCCUGAAUACAGUGAUCAAGUUGAAGGGAGCCGAUAUUCAGCCAUUCGUCGGGGAACUUCUGGAAAAGCUCCUAUCCACUCUGGAUAAGAUCACCUGCUCGAGGACGAGGUCCACAGCAUUGGCGACGGUGUUGAGUUUCGCCAAUCACCACAUCAAAGCGGUCGUCGGUAUUAUUUUGCAACAACCUCUUCCUUACGAGCAAUCAACCUGCAGCUGUUGGGCUAUCCUCUCCACCGAUAAUGCUCUUACUGUAGAAAUUCUGUAUCAGCUGAAGAAAAUACUGAAAUCUUGCGUAUUCUAUGAAGAGCAGAAAAACGCAGAUAAGUUGAGGAUUGCCACGUUGAAACCUUUGCAGGCUAUUUGUGCAUUGCAUGAAUUAUUUAAGAGCAAGGAAAUCCACGAGUUAUGCAAGCAACAGUUUUCGGAAUUGUUUUCGUUGAUGUUCAUUGCUUUGGCUUCGUAUGUGGACACUGCUGCUCCAGUAUAUUCCAGUGCUGAGAAGAAGGCAUCAGCGGUUCCGAACCGAAGCGCUUACAAGAUGACGCCUUUUAAGAUUUGCGUGGAUGCCUUCAAGCUCUUUCUGCAGAAUGCCGAAAGCAAACGGGCCGCCGCGAAUUUAAUUAACUGCUCAGACAGCUUGAAUUCAUUCAUGACUCUGGUACCGGAAUUGACGGAGAGCGUGUGCUCGGAUUACCCACAAUCUUUGGCAUAUUUGGUAUCUUGUUUAGGACCAUACCUGCGCUCCGACACCGACGCUCAAAGAACUGCAGUCGUUGCCUUCUUCGCUUUCCUCCUGAAACACAGGCUCAACAAUCAAGCGGUAUUAAUAGAGAACGUUUUGGAGAUGCUCUUGGAAGUGCACAACGAUCCUUGUUGCGAUGUCCGUAAGUUCAGCCUGCGCGGAUUGGGACAUGCUGCGGAGUUCCUCAACCCAGACCUCACCCAGAUGCAUUCCACGGAAAUCUUGAAUGCACUUAUGCAAGGCUUGGAUUAUAGUAACACCAGCGAGUCCGAAGUUGCCUUGGAGUCUAUGUUGAGCUUCUCGAAGUUGAUUCAGGUGGUAUCAAGGAAUCAGCUAGGACAGUGCCACGUAACUGCAGCAGUCAGAAUAAAACCUCUGCUGCAGAAUGAGCAAGCAUUGGUUCGAGAGGCGUCUAUUCUUCUUUUUGGUGAUUUGGCUUCAUCGUUGGGACCUGAUGACGCUUUCAAAGAGCAAAUUUUUGGAAACAUUGUUGCAUUUUUGCUGCACCUCAGCGACAUCGAUGAUAACGUUAUCAAGGCGUGCAAGAAAACAUUGAGGAAGUUGGGUCCGUUCCUUGAUUGCCCGAAAGUCAACUCCAUGAUCCAGGAGCACCUUCUCGACGAUGCCAAUUUGCAUUUCCCGCAGUUUUGCACGGAUUUAAUUAAAGCUAUGAGCGAGGCUUUGCAAGAGUAUUUUCCGCAGUUCAUAAUGACUAGUCUGUCAUUCUUCAAGAGUUCUUGGGUGAAUAUCCGAGCGAACGGCGCUCUAAUUUCCGGUCUGCUCUACGCCCAGACGUUACCGGAGUUCCGGUCGUCUGUUUCCCUGGAUGCCCUCAGUUAUCGGCUGUUGCAGCUACUUAAAGACGGUGAACCCGAGGUCAGGUCCAGAGCCGCAGAGUCUCUGGCCUACGUCUUCACCACAUAAAAUAACUAUUUACGGGAUUUAUAAAAAUAUAUUUAAUGCCAUUAUCUUAAAAGCUUGAAAGAUAACAUCAAGCUUUGCAAAAACAUUGAUUGUAUGCGGCUGUUGUUAUUUUUUUAAAAGAAUACAUGUUAUGAAUGAGGAAAAAUGCACGUCGAUUUGACAAGGCUAGUAACUGGCAACAAGAAACGUCGACGUGUCGAGGAAGAGGACAAUUUAUUGCUUGAGAGCAGCAGACAUAUUGUUAUAUUGAAGUAUUCGUUUAUUUUUAAUUUGUAUUUUAAUUUUUAUUAAAUAUUCUUAGAUACCAAAUUGAAUAUGAAAUUCGUUAUUUACAUUGUGAUUGAUUUUUCGCCUAUGAUUUUAGAAACAGUUUUGGUGUAACUAGUAUGUAAGAUAUUUUUUAUACAUUAUUGUUAGUCUAUUAGUCGUUAUCCAUCUAAACCGAUAACAACAAAAAAAUGCUUCGUGAUAGGUCAAAAGAAUAAUUAUGAUAAUUUUCGACUGUUAUUAAAGUUUUCGGACCUGCGAUUGCCUAAUAUUAUGGGCUUAUAUGAUGUAUGCAGUAUAAGUGUAAUUAAACAACUAUGAAUUAA